GCCCCGGGGGCCCCAUGUAUUAACUAUAACUGUUCCUUAUACCAGCCGAAGAAGACUCUUUUUCAAGAAGAACUUCCUCGGCAUUUCUCUGUAACAUGCGGUGAAGAAGAAAUCUCUGUGUGUGUGAUUUUUUCUCGUCUUACGUGAUGAUGAUGCGGCGCAUCAAUAAAACACAUCUAUUAUGGCUCUGUGCCACUCUUCUACAACUUCCAACCCCCACCAUACAAUCGACGAUCAAGGAACCGGAAUAUUCCAGAACAUUGUCGAAGGAUAAAACCCUCCAAAUCGAACAGAGAGAGAUCGACGAUGCCGUGGACCAUGGGGUACGACUGCUUGAGGAGCUCGUAAAAGUUAAAGAGCCUUUACUAUAUAAGUUGGGUUAUACACUUAAAAGUGACAAUCCGGCGUCAAAAGUGGCCAACUUCGGAGCGCCGACUAGCAGGAGGGCCAUUCUACAUUCCAGGAUUGGUUACGCGAUGGUCGAGGCCAGCAAAAGAAUCGCCACGUCUUUCUUUAAAGAUGCUCCGAGGGCCUCCCUCUCCGGCCUCCAGUCCAGAGCAUCCCUGGACGGCGAGUGUCCGUUCCAGGGCAAACCCAAGUGUCCAGCCGCCUCCCGGCGGUUCAGGACCUCGGACGGCACCUGCAACAACUUAAAAAAUCCCUGGAGGGGAGCGGCGCUGUUGCCGAUGCAACGUUUCUUACCGCCGGUGUACGAGGACGGCGUCCAGAGCAUCAGACUUUCGGUGCAAGGCACCCCUUUACCGUCCCCGCGAGCAAUCAGCACCACAAUCCACCGGGAUCAGGACCACGAACUGCUCUCAGUCACCUCGAUGUUCAUGCAAUGGGGCCAGUUCCUCGACCACGACCUCACUUCCACCGUGAAAUCGCGCAGUUUCAACGGAUCGAUCCCCAGGUGCUGUGAGGAGGACGGCAGUGGGGUCUUACCGGAGCAGUUUCUCCACCCUCUAUGUUUACCCAUCACGGUACCACCGUCAGACCCGUUUCUGAGUCAAUUCGGCGUCGGCUGCAUGGAGUUCACCAGGAGCGCCCCAUCCACCCGGUUUGACUGCGAGUUGGGGUGGCGGGAGCAAAUGAACCAGGCGACGUCCUACAUCGACGCCUCCAUGAUAUACGGGAGCAAUCGGGACACGUUGGAGUCCCUCAGGACGUUCAGUGGCGGAGGGAUUUUUUAUGGCAUCGACCCCCCGGAUCCUCCCGAGGGUGAGGUUUGCACAAGCGGGGCCGUCUCUGAGGAGUGUUUACAGCCCGGGGAUGGACGAGUGAGCGAGAACCCGGGGCUGAUAGCCCUCCACACCGUGUUCGUGCGGUACCACAAUAAAAUCGCGGGGGUUCUGAGCACGAUUAACCCCCACUGGAGUGACGAGAGGGUGUUCCAGGAAACCAGGCGGAUCGUCUAUUCAGCUGUACAGCAUAUCACUUUUAAGGAAUACUUGCCCUUGGUGCUGGGGCCGGAAGUGAUGGACUCGUUCGAGCUCAGGCUGCUCAAGAGGGGCUAUUACGGCAAUUAUAACGACAAAGUGAAUCCGACUGUGGCGAACUCUUUUAGCACUGCCGCCUUCCGGUUCGGUCACAGUAUGGUCCAGAACUCUUUUAUAAGAACUGACAGCCAUCACAGGCCAUUGGUUAACAAUGUCUCCCUGCACGACGAAAUCCUAAACGUCGAGAAUAUCUGGAGCGCGGGUUCCCUGGACCGGUUGCUGCUGGGACUCUCGAACCAACCGUCCCAAAGAAGGGACGAAUUCAUCGCGGACGAACUGACCAAUCACUUGUUUCAGUUUGGCAGAAACGUCCCCUUCGGGAUGGAUCUGGCCGCCAUCAAUAUCCAACGUGGGAGGGACCACGGGAUUCCUCCCUACACUUUUUGGAGGAAACCGUGCGGGUUGAGUGAGGUGAACAGUUGGAGGGACUUGGAGGGAGUGACGGGGAUCAGCGCCGCCCUGAGGAUGAGGAGUUUGUACGCGCACGUCGACGAUAUCGACUUGUUUACAGGUGGCCUGGCCGAAAAACCCUUGAAGGGCGCAGUCUCCGGGCCCACGUUCGCCUGCAUCAUCGCCCAACAGUUCGCCAACCUGCGUGCCGGAGACCGUUUCUGGUACGAGAACGACGGGUUCGAAUCCUCCUUCUCACCCGCGCAGCUCCAACAGAUUCGCAAGGUCACCUUGGCGCAGAUCCUUUGCCAAACCCUCAACGAAAUCGAGACCGUGCAGCCGUUCGUGCUGUUGACCGCAGAUCGUGUUAAGAACGUGCGAGUAACGUGCGAGACCUUAAGGAACUUUGACUUAGGGCCAUGGGUGGAAACUGUAGAUGAUGAUUUUAUCGAGACUAAUGAACUUAGAGUUAAGAGGGGGGUGAAGACUAGACUUGACGUGACUAAACGGGUUAAGCCCAAUAACGUGACUGAGCAACGUUACAACAGGCCAACCAAAUACUCCACUGCAAAGCCCAUUAAAGCUACCUCCACGUACUACCACAUAAAAGAUUCCACGAAACCUGAAGACGUGACGUACUUACUGGGGAUCGUACCACCUCAACCUUUACAAGUAAACAUUAACAUACAUUACUCGACGCCAGCCCCUGUGUGGAGCCCCGCACCAAUCAGAAGAAAACAGACCACCGCAUCACCUAACUUAGCAAAUGACGUAGUGGUGAUUACUAGUAGACCCUCGACCUACAGCCCAUUUGACUCUAUGGAGUACAGCUACGCCUCCCAAAACGGCUACAAGAGACCCAACACACAGUACAGACCGACCAAACAGCCCCAAUACGCUCCCACCUCCUCCUACAGCCCCCCACUGUUCGAGGAGGCACCCUUUGCUUCCUCCAACGUGCCUUCUAGGCCAGACUUUUUGCACUACUACAACAGACCCACGACAAACUCACAACGGCCUCUUGCCUCACAUACAAUUUACAGACAGGACGAGUUGACUGACGACAUACUGGACAGUUUUUUCACUAACCGGAAGUCCGGCGGCGGUGGUGGAGUGGGGGCGCCGGGGGGGAUCAGUGACAAAUUGGACUUUAAGACAAGGGUUCUAGAGGGGGAGUUUGUUAAGGUGGCCUCGGUAAGGAAACAGGAGGUUUUCGCCAGGGAAGGGGAUGACGUCAUAGAAGCGGGAAAGACGAAGAAAAUUAGGGUGAUGGACGUGGAUGUGAUGCCUAGUGAGCCGAGUGGCCAGUGGAGAACUGUCCAUGCGAAAGAAGAAGAAGAAGAACGUGAAAUGGAAGUUCCAGCGUUGCCGAUGAGUAUUCCUUGCUCCCACGAGGUGCCGAGGCCGUUAAUCCGUUACUACUCGCCCCCUAUAGGCGAUAACUUGUAACAAGACUAUUUGACUAACUCAUUUAUUUAUUUGACGUACUUCUUAGGACUGUGAUAGUAAUAUAGACUGUUUCGGACAAACUUUUACGUAGCCUGGACUUUGACUUCAACUUUACCCUUUCAGCUACAUGACUCAAAAAGACGUUGAAUGACAUAAAAGUGACACGUAAAUACUUCUGUGACAACUUAAAUAAACUCAGUAACUUACUGACUUACAAUAUACUGACUCAUUUUUUCUUGUUCUUUUUUUUCCUCUUCUCUUGCUCUUUGACAGUUUAACGUACACGCACAAACUGACAUUUAAGAAACAAACGAUAUGCAACGCCAUCUCUUUAGAACUGAACACGUGAAACUAACCUCACAAACUCGACUGUGAUGUACGAACAGGAAUAAUGACAUUUACAUUGACAAGAACUGUCAUUCUGACGUCAAGAGAUUUACGUCAGAAGCUACACCGUUUAGAGGUAAGAAAGUAUGAAAAUUACGACUUACUGUAGAAUUGACGUACUUAUAUUAUACUUUUGACAGACAUACAGACCAUAAAAGUACAAUUACACACUAGUACUAUUGGUAGUAUUUAUAGUUAUUUUUAUAUUACAUAGUUUAACCGGCUACAGGGCUGCCAAUUGUAAAUAAAUUAUUUUUAAAAGA
Anthonomus grandis grandis is the source of this 3988-nucleotide messenger RNA. Its product is annotated as chorion peroxidase-like. Lineage: Eukaryota; Metazoa; Arthropoda; Insecta; Coleoptera; Curculionidae. The transcript is spliced from 10 exons. The record is from RefSeq and is a predicted model, not a curated record. The coding region runs from base 147 to 3338 and encodes 1063 amino acids. Gene Ontology annotation, molecular function: peroxidase activity; heme binding. Gene Ontology annotation, biological process: response to oxidative stress.